Messenger RNA from Naegleria lovaniensis, 1149 nucleotides. RefSeq lists its product as uncharacterized. The record is from RefSeq and is a predicted model, not a curated record. Bases 1 to 1149 code for a protein of 382 amino acids. Gene Ontology annotation, biological process: small GTPase-mediated signal transduction. The transcript is spliced from 2 exons. Gene Ontology annotation, molecular function: GTP binding; protein binding; GTPase activity. NCBI's taxonomy places the organism in Eukaryota, Heterolobosea, Eutetramitea, Acrasida, Naegleriidae.
AUGAAUUCAUCUCCAUUGCACAACAUCAUCCAUCACCAGGAUGAAUUAUUAAUUAUUUUUUCCUUUCUUUCUCAGAGUGAAUUACUAGUCGUGAAAUUGGUUUGCAAAUUUCUAAAUGAAUUUACCGAUCAUGACUUGUUAUGGAAUAAUUUUUAUGUGAAAUAUUUGGAUAAAAUUAUAAAAUUUUAUGAAAAACAAUUCAAUUCGGAACAAUCGAAAUAUUCACUUUCGAAACAAUGUGGAGUGAAAGCGGAGAAGUUGAUCUCUCGCGAUUUGUUGAGACCUGUCACUUGUAAUUUUAAAAAGCAUUUAAAUGAAUUAUUUCGACCCAUUUCGAAAUUGGAGAAAAUAAUUCGAAAACAUAGACAACAUGAAAUUCAAAAUUGUGUUCCAUAUAUACCCAACCCUUUACCGUUUUUUACAAUUCAACAAGGUCAUGAUCAAGAAUUUCAGAAAAAUGUCACUAAUCAACCCUUUAACUUUCUACCAAAACAAGAUAAUGGACAUAAAAUUUUGUUUCUAGGAGAUAGCUACGUUGGAAAAACAUGUCUCGGAAGAGUAUUUUGCAAUGAGGAAUUUCCAAAAACACCCACCAUGUAUGAGCCAACCACGAUUGAAAAAGAUCUUCCAUUCCUGAAUGGAAAAAUUAAGUUGACAAGUUGGGAUUCUCCAGGAGCGUUUGAAUAUUCACGUCUAUUGCCCUUAAGCUAUCCAUAUACAGAGGUGUUCAUGUUGUGCGUGGCAUGUAAUUCCAUCGAUUCCUUAUUCAACGUUCAUUCGAAAUGGAUUCCUGAAAUUCUUUACCAUUGUGGUAUAGAUGUCACUGACAGGAAAACAUCAACAACAACAAUAUUCAAUCAUCAUGAAACACUUCCAAAAAUUGUUUUACUAAUGACUAAAAUCGAUUUACGAAAACGAGCAUUACAUCUUGUACUGGAACAAGAAAAAUUUUUAUGGAGCCAUGAAGAAGGUAUGAUGAUGGCCAAAAGGAUGGGAUGUUGUUCCUAUUUGGAAACAAGUGCUGUGGAACAUAUAGGAGUAGAGGAUAUUACAGAGGUCGUAUUUCGAGUAUUGUAUAAUGAUCAAUUGGUAACGACUCGACAUGAUGUGAAAGAAACGACACAUUCUCGUUGUUGCUUGUUGUUGUAA